GGCCGGGCCGGGCCGGGGGCCGUGUCGGGGCCGGGGGGCGGCCGGUCGGGCCGGCAGGGCGGCGGCGAUGGGCUGCACCGUGAGCGCCGAGGACAAGGCGGCGGCCGAACGCUCCAAGAUGAUCGACAAGAACCUGCGCGAAGACGGCGAGAAGGCGGCGCGGGAGGUGAAGUUGCUGCUGCUGGGCGCUGGGGAGUCAGGGAAGAGCACCAUUGUCAAGCAGAUGAAGAUCAUCCAUGAGGACGGCUAUUCAGAGGAGGAAUGUCGGCAGUACCGGGCAGUCGUCUACAGCAACACCAUCCAGUCCAUCAUGGCCAUCGUCAAAGCCAUGGGCAAUCUGCAAAUUGACUUUGCUGACUCCUCCCGUACGGACGACGCCAGGCAGCUGUUUGCUCUGUCGUGCACAGCCGAGGAGCAGGGCUUGCUCCCAGAGGACCUGUCCGGCGUCAUCCGGAGACUCUGGGCUGAUCAUGGUGUACAGGCCUGUUUUGGCCGCUCCCGGGAGUACCAGCUCAAUGACUCCGCCGCCUACUACCUGAACGACCUGGAGCGAAUCGCACAGAGCGACUACAUCCCCACCCAGCAGGAUGUACUGCGGACCCGUGUCAAGACCACGGGCAUCGUGGAGACGCACUUCACCUUCAAGGAUCUCCAUUUCAAGAUGUUUGAUGUGGGUGGGCAGCGGUCAGAGCGGAAGAAGUGGAUCCACUGCUUCGAAGGAGUCACAGCCAUCAUCUUCUGCGUAGCCCUGAGCGCCUAUGACCUGGUGCUUGCUGAGGACGAGGAGAUGAAUCGAAUGCACGAAAGCAUGAAGCUCUUUGACAGCAUUUGCAACAAUAAAUGGUUCACGGACACAUCCAUCAUCCUCUUCCUCAACAAGAAGGACCUGUUCGAGGAGAAGAUCACCCACAGCCCCCUGACCAUCUGCUUCCCUGAGUACACAGGGGCCAGCAAGUACGAGGAGGCUGCCAGUUACAUCCAGAGUAAGUUUGAGGACCUGAACAAGCGCAAGGACACCAAGGAGAUCUACACGCAUUUCACGUGCGCCACUGACACCAAGAACGUGCAGUUCGUGUUCGAUGCCGUCACUGAUGUCAUCAUCAAGAACAACCUGAAGGACUGUGGCCUCUUCUGAGGACCAGGGGGGCCUGGCAGGAAGGGCCAACGCCGACUCUGCUCCCCCCAGCCCCUGAGGAACAUGAGGCCAAGAGGACCACGUUCCCCGCCUGUGCCCCAGCCGCUUCUCUCUCCCCUGCCCCCCCCCUGUUCUUGACUCCCCUCGCCCCCACCUCCUUCCGCUGCAGGUCUUGGGGAGGUCAUCACAGGUCUCCCUUUUCAAGGCCUUCCCUCCUCCUCCUCCUCCUCAUGGGUGCUGGGCAUGACCGUUGGUCCCUUCCGGUGUUUCACCAUCGUCGUGUUUAGCCAAGUCUCUGACGGGGCACCAACUUCUCCAGCCUGGGACCCCUGACUUCACCCAACACCAGCCCCUGACCAGCCCAAGUCCUAAUGUUUACAGGGGCCUCCUCCCCACCAUCCCUCACAGCCUCCCGGAGGCCCCAAAGGAUAAAGCACAAGAAACGUGUAAUGCCAGAUUCUGCUACACCUCCCCUUAGCUUUUAAAACAAAACAAGACA
Messenger RNA from Suncus etruscus (white-toothed pygmy shrew), 1634 nucleotides. It is a transcript of the gene GNAI2, whose product is annotated as G protein subunit alpha i2. Gene Ontology annotation, molecular function: GTP binding; GTPase activity; G-protein beta/gamma-subunit complex binding. Gene Ontology annotation, biological process: adenylate cyclase-modulating G protein-coupled receptor signaling pathway; gamma-aminobutyric acid signaling pathway. Gene Ontology annotation, cellular component: heterotrimeric G-protein complex. The transcript is spliced from 9 exons. The record is from RefSeq and is a predicted model, not a curated record. NCBI's taxonomy places the organism in Eukaryota, Metazoa, Chordata, Mammalia, Eulipotyphla, Soricidae. The coding region runs from base 68 to 1135 and encodes 355 amino acids.